Camellia sinensis is the source of this 3639-nucleotide messenger RNA. Lineage: Eukaryota; Viridiplantae; Streptophyta; Magnoliopsida; Ericales; Theaceae. The record is from RefSeq and is a predicted model, not a curated record.
UCCAAGGGCCUGAAAUCAGAAUUUUUUGCAAAUCGCUUAAAUUUGAAUAUAAACGAAAACAUAAAUAAAAAACACAUUUUCAGUUUUACUUUUUUUGGAUCUGAAAUUCGGUUGGCAACAACGGUCACUCGUCACUUUCCUAGAAAAAAGAAAGAGAAAGAGGACAUCUUCGUAAUUCUUCUUUCUCGUAUGAUUCGUUCCAUUUUUAAAUUUUCUAAACCCCGAUGAUUCAUGAUUUGAUCACAAAUUUGCUCCUUCUGUCUCUUCCAAUUCCUCCUUCAAGCUGCACACCAGCAUAGGCUGGUGUGGGAACUUCAAAUUUGAUUUGGGUGAAAUGUAGAUCUAUGAUGUUUUAAGCAAUUAAAGCACUUAAUGCUUUCUACAAUUUGGGAUUUUAUUGUGACAUCUGGAAUCAUUAUGGUGGGAAUGACCGUCAAGAGGAAUCCAAGGGGGUUUACGAACCUUUUGUCCUCUAUGGCUUCAGAAUGGUUGUUGAUAUUCCUGUUGUUUGUUGACGCUGCAUUUUCAUAUUUGCUGACAAAAUUUGCACGCUACUGCGAAUUGAAAACACCUUGUCCAUUAUGCUCGAGGCUUGAUCAUGUUUUCGGAAAUGAAAAACUUGAAUUCUAUCAGAAUUUGCUCUGCAGCAACCACCGAAUGGAAGUAUCAUCUUUGAUAUCUUGCCAGAUUCAUGGUAAGCUUGCUGAUGCCUGUGGGAUGUGUGAAGAAUGUCUCAUGUCCUUCUCCAUGAAGAACAAAUUGAACUCUGAAUCAUACAGGUUGUUGGUGGGUAAAUUGGGGAUCGAUUACAAUCAGUGUGGCUUUCCAAGUUCAUUUUCAAAUAAGAAUAUUAUCUUGGGUUCUUUAAGCACAAAGACAUGUUCUUGUUGCAAUAAGAAAUGGAGGGCUAGGCCAAAUGCUCAAAGAUUGCUACAGCCAACUCUAGCUGGGUUAGGGAGUAUUAAAACUAAUAAUAAAGCUCUAGUUGGGUUAGCGAGUAUUAAAAGUAAUACUAAACCUCCUUUGCCACUUUUGCCAAGUCGCAGCCAUUUAAGCCAUCGGGAUAGCUUUAAGAAAAUAAGGGAUAAAAUUUCGGCGCCAAUAACACCUCGUCGUCUUGGAAAUACUGUUGUUGAUCCUUUGUCUCAUGUGGGAUACUCUGAGCUCAAGAUUACUUCAGAUUCCGAGUCUGAGUUUCCAUUUUCUGAUGAUGACGAUGAUACCAAGGAUGUUCUAGCCACUCAACAUUGUUCGGGUAUUUUAUCUAAAGUACAUCCUGACAAUUUGACUCCAUUUAAGCAGACUCAGCGAGCUUCCGAUCCUGGGACUUCACUUUUAGAUCAAUAUGACCAACUUGAUGUAAGAGAGCCUCGUGAUGUGGAAUGUUUGGCAUUUGAUGAUGUUAAAGGACGUGGUUGGGGGGAACUACACUGGGAACAAGCCAAUCCAAAGCCUAAUCAUACUGCUCUGCCUGAACUUAUCUCACUAGAUGAUAUUCCCCCUUCGUCUAACAUUGUAGAAGCACUACCUCACAAUUCCAGUUUGGUUGCGUUAUCUAAGCUUGUUUCUCUAAAUGACAUUCCUCCAUCUUCCAAUGUCAUGGAAAUUCCUGUUGGAAUAUCACCAGAUAAGUCAGUAGAUGUUAUCGGAACCAGUGACAUUGGACAUAAAUCCUUCAUCAAGCAUGAAGUAUCUGAGUUGAUGAAUACAACAACUGCAACACGUUUUAAAACUGAUCAGGUUUUGAAUGAUAUUGCUCCACCAAUGUCAAAUUAUGUGGGUCCAAGCAAUGAGUGCAAGUUAGCUGAUAGUAAUAAAGCAAGAGAAGUUCCUCAUAUGGUUUCUGAACUUGCUGUCGGUAUUGAUUCUGCAAAAGUUCAUGAUCAAAUAGUGUCUUAUCCUGUGAUUGGUCCAUCUUUAAACAAUACAAGUCUCAAAGUGCAUGAUCAUCACGAUGAGUUGCAGAGAAGUGAUGCUUAUAGUUUUAAUGGAAUUCAGGUGCUUCAAAAUUCAGUUUCAUUGGUGAGAAAUGAUUCUAGUUAUGAAUCUUUGGAUGGAAGCACUAUCAGUGAAAUUGAUGGUGAAAGCAUUGUUGAUACUCUAAAGCGACAGGUUGACUAUGAUAAGAAACGCAAUAGUGCUCUAUACAAGGAAUUAGAGGAAGAAAGAAAUGCUGCUGAAAUUGCAGCAAAUCAGGCAAUGGCCAUGAUUACAAGGUUGCAAGAGGAGAAGGCAUUGCUACAUAUGGAGGCUUUGCAGUACUUAAGAAUGAUGGAGGAGCAAGCGGAGUAUGAUAUGGAGGCACUCGAAAAAGCCAAUGAUCUCCUAGCUGAAAGGGAGAAGGAGAUGCAAGAUUUGGAAGCAGAGUUAGAAUUUUACAAGAACAAUGUCUCGGACGAAACAAUGGUGGAAAGUUUACCUGGGGAAACCAACAACCCAAAGGUAGACAACACAAGGAUAGAUAAUAAUGGUGUACCCCAGAUUAAAAGUAUUGCCAAUAUGAGUUGUGCUUCCGUGUCCAAGCUUAACGAUAUUAAGACUUCACUGUUAGACUAUGAGGGUGAGAAACAAUACAUUUCGCAAUAUUUGAAGAAGUUGGAGAGCAAGUUGCAUCAAGUUUCUGGUAAUGGGACACCUAAUGGUGAGAGACAAACUGAUCAGCAGAAGCAAGAGAAUGGUUUGUCAAUGCCAAAUGAUUUAUCUGCAUUAAAUGGAAGGCUCUCUACUCUUGAUGGUUCUGAUGUCUCGAUUGAGGACAAUAGUUCUGUCAUUAAAGAGAACAAUCAUUUUGAUUCUGAUUGGGAAGAAUCCUCCAUUCAAGGUGGGUAUAUUGAUUUGAAUGAUCUUCGUAGUGAAAUUUCAGACCUUAAUGGAAGGUUGCAAGCAAUUGAGGUUGAUCGUGAUUUUCUCAAGCAUGCAUUUAACUCACUCAGAAAUGGGACUGAGGGAUUGCAGUUCAUUCAAGAAAUAGCUCAUAAUCUACAGGAAUUACGGAAAAUUGGGAUUGAGAACAGAUGUCUAUCCGUUCCUUGAGUCUAUAUUUAUAUGUCUACCGUCACCAGAAAUGGGACCAAGGAAUUACAGUUCAUUCAAGAAAUAGCUCAUAAUCUACAGGAAUUACGGGAAAUUGGGAUUGAAAACAGAUGUCUAUCCGUUCCUUGAGUAUACGUGUCUACCGUCACCAGUUUCAUAAUUAAAGAGGAUGAACUAAUCACAGAAAAGGCCUUCUCUGUCAUCGUCAGUAUAUUGGUUUUAAACAUGCGGGGAGGUCAUCAUGACGUGCUGCUUGCAAAUUGCGAUCUAAGACAGAUUUUGUGUACAGCCAGCCACCCCUUAAUUUUGAGGAAGAAUAAUAGUAUGAUCUGGAACUAGUUAUUGAAGUUUGAUGUGAUCGCUUCCCAUUUUCCAAUAGAUCUUCAUCUUGGUAUAGUUUUCAACAUAGUGAUUAUAGAUAAAAAGGAGCUCACCAGAGUUGUCUCUCACCCACAAAUACUAAACAAUCGGUUUCUUCAAGAAACGUCGGUACCUCUCUGUCACCUUAUUGUAGCGUUCUGUGUAACUGUUUUCGUGUAAAUAAAAAUGAAUCUUAUUCAAAAAGUUAUUUUUCUUUUUCAACUGUAAGCUAAAUAAAAUGGGUCU